UCUGGGCGCAGCGCGGCGGCACUCGGGCGGGAGGGGGGAAGGCGGCUCUCCAGAAGAGCGGCUCCGGGGCCAGGCAGCGGCACUUCUUCUUCCCGACGCCCCCCCGGCUCUGCCAGGGUACGUGGGAUUCCCGGGGAAGCUGUGAAGCCACCGCCAGCCGCUCCGCUCCAGCCCCCCUCCCCCGCCUGAUCCUGCCCGCUCGUCUUGGAUUAUUAAACCAUGCGGGAUCUAGCUAUCGAGAUCGGGAUUCGAGUCCUGCUUUUCGGCGUCUUCGUUUUUACAGAGUUUUUGGACCCAUUCCAGAGAAUUAUUCAGCCAGAAGAGAUCUGGCUGUAUAAAAAUCCACUGGUAGAAUCUGACAACAUACCUACGCGUCUCAUGUUUGCCAUUUCAUUCCUGACACCCCUGGCUGUCAUUUUUGUGGUGAAAAUAAUCCGACGCACAGACAAGACUGAAAUUAAAGAAGCUUUGCUAGCUGUGUCCUUGGCUCUUGCUCUAAAUGGACUCUGCACGAAUACUAUUAAAUUAAUAGUGGGGAGACCGCGUCCCGAUUUCUUUUACCGCUGCUUUCCGGAUGGAAUAAUGAACUCUGAGAUGCACUGCACUGGUGAUGCAAAUGUUGUGUCAGAAGGGAGGAAAAGUUUUCCCAGCAUCCAUUCGUCCUUGUUGGAUGAAACCGAUUGUUCUGUCCCCCCACCUCAGUCUGGGAGUCACGAGAAAUGGCUCAGUUAG
Messenger RNA from Ahaetulla prasina, 732 nucleotides. RefSeq names its product phospholipid phosphatase 4 (gene PLPP4). The record is from RefSeq and is a predicted model, not a curated record. Gene Ontology annotation, molecular function: phosphatidate phosphatase activity. Lineage: Eukaryota; Metazoa; Chordata; Lepidosauria; Squamata; Colubridae. Gene Ontology annotation, biological process: phospholipid metabolic process. Bases 220 to 732 code for a protein of 170 amino acids. The transcript has 6 exons.